UUACCUCCCUCGGUGAUGAUGUCACCGGCUCAGUGGAGCUCGAGCAUCCCCACCAAAGACAGGGAGACAACAGAGCCAUUUUGACCGCCUUAGAUUGUGAAGAAGCGGCCGACCAUCCAAACAACCGACCGGCCACCUUCCUGGGCCUCCACUGGCAAGACAAGGCAGGACAGUGGGGGGUGGGUUGGUGGGUACAAGGUAACCUCAGCCCUUCCCGGUUUCAUGGAGGGGAGAGGCUGUUAGCAGGGGCUGUGUCAGACCUGGAGGAGACCAGAGGAGGUGGAAGUGGCAACAGGGCUGGAUAUUAAGGCAGACUAGCACGACAAACACGGGAGACGUACCCGGUAGCAAGACGUUACCGGCACUGCGGAGUCCUCCAGGCCCUACAUCUGGGCUCUAAAGAAGGCACCCCAAGGUGCUAGGAAGACAGCACCAUGGCAGGUGCCUCUGUGAAGGUGGCGGUGCGGGUCCGCCCCUUCAAUUCAAGGGAGACCGCAAAAGAAAGUAAAUGCAUCAUUCAGAUGUCUGGAAACACCACCACCAUCAUCAACCCCAAGCAGGCCAAAGACAACAAGAGCUUCAACUUUGAUUACUCCUACUGGUCCCACACCUCGCCCGAGGACGUCAAUUUUGCCUCUCAGAUGCGAGUGUACAAAGACAUUGGAGAGGAAAUGUUGCUGCAUGCCUUUGAGGGCUACAAUGUCUGCAUCUUUGCUUAUGGGCAGACCGGUGCUGGCAAGUCCUACACCAUGAUGGGGAAACAGGAUGUCAAGGAUCAGCAAGGAAUUAUUCCCCUGAUGUGUGAAGAUCUUUUCACGAAGAUCAAUGACAAUACAGACAACAGCAUGUCUUAUUCUGUGGAGGUGAGCUACAUGGAGAUCUACUGCGAACGUGUGAGGGACUUACUGAACCCCAAAAAUAAAGGGAACCUGCGUGUCAGAGAACAUCCUCUGAUGGGACCUUAUGUGGAGGACCUGUCUAAGCUGGCUGUCACCUCCUACAAUGACAUCCAGGACCUGAUGGACUCUGGCAACAAGGCCAGGACUGUGGCAGCCACCAACAUGAAUGAGACAAGCAGUCGCUCGCAUGCUGUCUUUAACAUCAUAUUCACUCAGAAACGCCAUGAUGCUGACACUGAUAACACUUCUGAGAAGGUGAGCAAAAUAAGUUUGGUGGAUUUGGCUGGCAGUGAGAGGGCAGAUUCUACUGGAGCCAAAGGGACCAGGCUGAAGGAAGGAGCAAAUAUCAACAAAUCUCUAACUACACUGGGGAAAGUCAUCUCUGCUUUGGCAGAAGUGGACUCUGGGUCGAAUAAGAAUAAAAAGAAGAAGAAAGUGGAAAGCUUCAUCCCCUACAGAGAUUCAGUUUUGACUUGGCUGCUGAGAGAAAAUUUGGGGGGGAAUUCUCGCACUGCAAUGGUAGCUGCCCUGAGUCCAGCUGACAUUAACUACGAUGAGACCCUAAGCACCCUCAGGUAUGCAGACCGCGCCAAACAGAUUCGCUGUAAUGCUGUCAUCAAUGAGGAUCCCAACAACCGAUUGGUGCGUGAGCUAAAGGAGGAGGUGUCUCGUCUGAAAGAGCUCCUCUACGCCCAGGGCCUGGGUGACAUCAUUGAGACAUAUCGAGCAUCUGGUCCUGACAUAGAGGGUUUGAAAUACCUAUCCGAUUACGAGAACAAUAACAAUAAAGCCCAAGCUGUGAAUCAAAGGGAUGAUCUCUCCACAGUGACCAAUGCCAUGACGGGGAUGAGUCCCUCUCCGUCUCUCUCAGCCUUGUCCAGCCGUGCAGGAUCCAUUGCGAGUCUGCAUGACCGCAUCAUGUUCAGCCCAGGCAGCGAAGAGGCCAUCGAGAGGCUGAAGGAAACAGAGAAGAUCAUUGCUGAACUCAAUGAGACUUGGGAAGAGAAACUUCGCAGAACGGAAGCCAUUAGGAUGGAGAGAGAGGCUUUGCUGGCAGAAAUGGGUGUAGCAAUGCGAGAAGAUGGUGGGACAGUAGGUGUGUUCUCUCCUAAGAAGACACCUCAUCUGGUGAAUCUUAACGAGGAUCCUCUGAUGUCUGAGUGCCUGCUGUACUACAUUAAAGACGGGAUCACCAGGGUAGGUCGUGUAGAUGCCAGCAGUCGUCAGGAUAUAGUCCUCAGCGGCCACUUUAUUAAGGAUGAACACUGCACCUUUACCAGUUCUGGUGGUCCAAUGGGAGAAACAGUUGUCCUCGAGCCCUGUGAAGGAGCUGAGACUUACGUCAACGGCAAGAGAGUGACAGAACCCACUGUCCUUAAAUCAGGAAACCGUAUCAUCCUGGGGAAGAGCCAUGUGUUCCGGUUCAACCACCCUGUUCAGGCGAGGGCUGAGAGGGAGAGGACCCCAUGUGCUGAGACCCCAGCUGAGCCUGUGGACUGGGCCUUCGCACAGAGGGAGCUGUUGGAGAAACAGGGCAUCGACAUGAAGCAGGAAAUGGAACAGAGGCUGCAGGAAUUAGAAGAUCAGUAUCGCAAAGAGAGAGAAGAGGCCAACAACCUUCUGGAGCAACAAAGACUGGAUUAUGAGAGCAAGCUGGAAGCUCUUCAGAAGCAAGUGGAUCGUUACUACCCGGAAGCCCCUGAAGAAGAAGAAGAGCCAGAGGAGGAAGUGCAAUGGACGGAGAGGGAAAGAGAGCUGGCUGUGUGGAGUUUUCGUAAGUGGAGGUGCUACCAGUUUACCUCCCUUCGUGACCUGUUAUGGGGGAACGCCAUCUUCCUUAAAGAGGCCAAUGCCAUCAGUGUAGAACUCAAGAAGAAGGUCCAGUUCCAGUUUGUGCUGCUCACAGACACUCUCUAUUCGCCACUGCCCCCAGACCUGCUGCCCCCAGAGGUGAGCAAGGACAGAGAGAAACAUCACUUCCCCCGCACUAUUGUGGCCGUGGAGGUGCAGGAUCAGAAAAAUGGAGCCACUCACUACUGGACGUUGGAAAAACUGAGACAGAGGCUCGAUCUCAUGAGAGAGAUGUAUGAUCGCGCUGCUGACGUGCCCAACAAUACCAGUGAAGACUGUGAAAAUGUGAUGACUGGAGGGGACCCCUUUUAUGACCGCUUCCCCUGGUUCCGCCUGGUUGGCAGAAACCCCAUUUUCAACACAUGCAUGAGCGAGCGCAUGAGUGACCCCACCCCAUCCCCGACCCUCUCCAACUCUGAAAUUACUGAGCUGGCUGACCCACAGCGGGAGGGUCGAGGGGAGGAGGAGGAGUUGGAGGAGUUGGAGGACCUGGACGAUGAUAUCUUUUUGGACGACCCGUGCUUGGAGCUCGGGGGAGAGGAUGAUGAUGAUGAUGAUGAUGAUGAUGAUGAUGAUGAUGAGGGAGAGCUCUGCCGAGGCUCCAGCGAAGGCCAGGACCCCUUUUACGACCGCUCACCAUUAUUCAGUGUAGUGGGAAGGGCUUUUGUUUACCUUAGUAACCUGCUGUACCCAGUUCCUCUCGUCCACCGUGUGGCCAUCGUCAGUGAGAAGGGAGAAGUGAAGGGCUUCCUCCGAGUGGCAGUGCAGGCCAUAUCAGGUGCUUUGUGUUUCCCUCCAGCUGAUGAGGAAGCUCCCGACUACGGCUCUGGAGUGAGGCAGUCAGGCACUGCCAAAAUCUCAUUUGAGGAUCAGCAGUAUGAAAAGUUCCAGUCCGAGUCCUGCUCUGUGGGACUGUCCCGCACUGGGAUUUCCCAGGAGGAGCUUCGUAUCGUGGAGGGGGAGGGGCAGAAUGCAGAAAUGGGACCCUCAGCUGAUGAGGUCAACAACAACACAUGUGCGGCUGGUGCAGACGAGCUGGAGAAUCCACUGAAGGCCAGUCUGGACGGUCCGCUUGACACCACUCUGGAGCACCUGAGAAUUGGUAAUAUUUUUACCUUCAGAGUGACUGUCCUGCAAGCCUCUAGCAUCUCUGCGGAAUAUGCUGACAUCUUCUGCCAAUUCAAUUUCAUCCACCGACACGAUGAGGCUUUCUCCACUGAACCCCUAAAAAACACAGGACGUGGCCCCCCUCUUGGCUUCUACCAUGUGCAGAAUAUUGCGGUUGAAGUUACUAAAUCCUUUGUUGACUACAUCAAAACUCAGCCAAUUGUGUUUGAGGUGUUUGGACACUACCAGAAGCAGCCUUUUCUUCCACUCUGUAAAGACGUCAUCAGUCCACUGCGUCCCUGCAGAAGACAGUUCCCACGGGUGAUGCCUCUGUCCAAACCAGUUGACUCUGAUGCCUCGCCGGACCGGGAGAAAUCACUGGAGCUGAUCCGAUACCUGGUCCCAGAUGUGUUCAGUGGGGCGCUGGUGGACUCGUUGUCAGGCCAUGCUCUGUCUGCUGCUGGCUUGGCUGCUUCCUUCCUAGUGGAAGCAAAUGAGCGAGCUCAGCUGACAGCUCCACCCACGUCUAUCUGUUCAGUUAUUAAAGCUCAGAAGCCGGUACCUGCCACUAAGCUGACAGCUAUGACCCGCCCGCAGGCUGGACCCUGCCACAGCAAAUAUGAUCUCAUGGUGUUCUUUGAGAUCUGUGAGCUGGAAGCCAAUGGAGACUACAUCCCUGCAGUGGUGGACCACAGAGGAGGAAUGCCUUGUCAUGGCACAUUCCUGCUACACCAGGGCCUACAGAGGAGGAUCGCUGUUACCAUUGUGCAUGAAUCAGGAGGAGACAUUGAAUGGAAAGACAUCCGUGAGCUUGUUGUGGGACGUCUUCGCAACACCCCUGAAGCUGAUGAGACCAUCAUUGACCCCAAUAUUCUCUCUCUCAACAUCUUGUGUGCUGGGUAUGUCAGGCCCAUGCAAGAUGACCGACAGUUUCUUGAUUCGGACAUGCCUAGGACUUUCUACCGCUUUGAGGCCGCUUGGGAUAGCUCCAUGCACAACUCCUUGCUACUAAACCGAGUCACUCCGUAUGGGGAGAAGAUCUAUAUGACCCUCUCUGCCUACCUUGAGAUGGAGAACUGCACCCAGCCUGCAGUCAUAACCAAAGAUAUCUGCAUGGUGUUUUACUCUCGAGACACAAAACUCUCAGCUUCCCGUUCUAUUCGAAACCUUUUUGGCACUGGAAGCUUGAGAGCGGCAGAUGGAAACCGUGUAACUGGAGUUUAUGAGGUGAGCCUGUGUAACCUGGCAGAUGCAGGAAGCCCAGGUAUGCAGAGGAGACGCAGGCGGGUGCUGGACACCUCAGUGGCCUACGUUCGUGGGGAGGAAAACCUGGCUGGCUGGAGGCCCCGUAGUGACAGCCUCAUUCUGGACCACCAGUGGGAGCUGGAGAAACUCAGCCUCCUUCAAGAUGUGGAGAAGACCAAACAUUACCUCCUGCUGAGGGAGAAACUGGAGUCUACUUUGCUCAUGGGCCAGGAGUCCCUGCUCUCCUGUGUCACUGAGGAGCUGAGUGAGUCUCCUCAGCCCACCGAGAUCGACCAGGAGGUCGGCUCCAGCUCUGAAAUCACCACUGAGAGGCAGAGGGAGCUUGCUGCCAAGUGUUUGCGUCUGCUCACUCACUCCUUUAACCGAGAAUACAGCCAUGUGUGUGUCAGCGCCAGUGAAAGCAAGAUCUCUGAGAUGUCUGUCACAACGCUAAGAGACUCCACUUCAGUCUCUGCUCUCAACACAAUCACACCCUCCUCAACAUGCCCUUCGCUGGUUGAGGGUUAUGGCAACACUGAACUCAGAGCCCCCACACCUCGUUCUCGUGCUGCCAGUCCCAACCCUGGUACACCGCAGGAUGCGGAGGUCAAAAAGCCCGUCAGCUCUGAAACCAAACCCCGGACCCGCAGAUUUGUCCCUGAUAUCCAGGAGAUUAGAGUCAGCCCCAUUGUGUCAAAGAAAGGUUACAUACAUUUCCUGGAGCCACACACCAACGGAUGGGUGAAGCGCUAUGUUGUGGUGCGGCGGCCGUACGUCUACAUCUACAACACAGAGAGAGACACUGUAGAACGGGCCAUCCUCAACCUCUCCUCUGCCCAGGUGGAGUACAGUGAGGACCAGCAGGCAAUGCUGAAGACCCCGAACACAUUUGCUGUGUGUACAGAACAUCGUGGGAUAUUGCUUCAAGCCACUAAUGACAAAGAGAUGCAUGACUGGCUUUAUGCGUUUAAUCCUCUCCUUGCUGGAACUAUCAGGUCAAAGCUGUCGAGAAGACGAGCCGGACAGAUGAGGAUGUGACUCUGAAGAAAUCUCAUGAGAGAUGUACAUAGAUCCUUGUCCUCAUUCCUCCCCUUUGUGCUGAGUCUCAUUCCCGCCACCUCAGUCACCGACAACCAUCCUUCCUCUGUACGUUCUCAGUUUAUCACUAGUGUCCUCAGCACCUAAAGCGCCCAUUUUGUGUCAGGCCUUUGCUGCAGUGUGAGUCUUGUAGUCUGAAGAACCUCUUCAAAAACCUGUCACUGUACUGUACUGGAGUUUAUUCAUAGCUGGACGAACGGAGAAAACGGAGGAAGUAGCAACAGUUUCUUAUCUCAGAUUACAUACGUAUAGUAAUGUACUGUAGUUGUUGUCAGUGACACAUCAAGCCUUAUACAUUUAUUCCUUAAAAAAAAUACAGUGACAUUUAUUUUUACCUAAAGCUGCCAUGCCAGUGAGGAUUGUUACAUUUGCAUCAAUAAGUAGACAAACAUACAGAUUCUUCUCUACUUGGCUCUACAUCUAUAUGUGUUGAAACUGGUUUGCAUACAGCUAGAAAAUACACACUAAAAGAAGAAAAUGACAGGAGAGUGUAACUAUUCGACACAGUCGUCUUUUCUUUAUGGUCCAUGAAUCCUGACAUUGAGUAAUCUGCCUCCUAUUCUUAAAACUCCUUGGGAACGUUAGCACACACAGCCUGGCAAAGGAAUGGCAUAUCAUCAUAGACUUCAUGUUCUUGUGGCAUUCUGAUAAAUCCGUGUUGUUUUUAGCUACUUGUAGGAGCACUGAGGGUAUCUACAUUGACACAACAAGUAAUUGAAUAUCAUCACUUUUAAUUUAGCGCGAUUUAAUCCCAUUCUCUAUCUGAAUUUUCUUUUAAAAUGUGAUAUAUUUAGAUAUUUAACAGCUUUAUGAUUUAUUUCUGCAUGUAUUUAUUAUUUACAAAGACAUUUAUAUUUCUAAAGUAGUAGUACCGUGCAAUUUCUGCACACUGCACUUUUUAAUAUGAGUUCCUUAAAUGUUUGAAUAAUACAACCUUGUCCCCUUGUAGUUAAUGCUAUUUAAACAAUUUAAUAACUUUAUGAUUGGCCACUUUCUUUGUGCUGAAGAUUACUUGAAUAAUACUGCCCCCUUUAAGAUUAGGGUAGUCACAUCUGACCUUUACCCCAGCUAACAAACAUCUGACAAGGUCAGAAUAUUGCUAGGUAGAGAAUAUUGCGGUGGCCUGUCCAUCCUCAGCCGCACAAAUCUACCUUGUUAAAUGAUCAAAAGUAUAAACUGUUCCUCACAGUACAGAACAAGAAGCUGGUUUUCUGAAUGAUAUGUAUAUUGAUUAAAUGUAGUGCCUCUCUUUUCAAUCAUACUGUACAGUUUGCCUCUGCGCCAGUUGCUUCGAAACUACAUCCUUCAUGCUGCUAUAAUACUGUUCUGGAAGCGUCUGCAUCACAUCUGCUUGUCACAUCUCUUUCCUGCUGAAUUUCCAUAACACAGAGUGUACUUCAUGUUCAUACAUUAAAAACAGCGACUUUAACAUAUUUCAGGAUUGUGAGAAGGCAUGUGGUUCUGUUAAUCAUGCUUUGAAAAGAGCAAAAAAAUCAAUGCCAAGUUGAAAGACUACUGCUUUUUAUCCCUUCAUCUUGUCUUUGAGGAACCGUGCAACUGUGCAGUUUCUGCAGCAAAUUCAGACUGACUAUGAAUCAGAAACUGAAGCUAGUGACAGAUACUGAGAUGUGUGACGAUUGAUCGACGAGUAUGCCUCAGGUCAGCCAGCCUAGUGAGCGUGCUCAAUGACCGAAUUGACAUUUUAUUUACAAACUUGGACAACGUCUGAAAGAAUCAAUCUGUUACACAAGAAUAUUAUUUUUGGAUUACAUACUAACAGCAGUUCAGCAUGUCUUAAUGUUUCCUGCUGAAGUAAUCCAUACAGUUCCUUACUCUACUAUAAGCAUGUUUCCUGAGACUGGAAUGUAUUCUCUGUGUUGUGGACAUAUUUUGAAGUAAUAUAAUCAAACCAUUUCAUAGUCCUACAUGUGUGUACAACUGUCAGUAGUUGUGGUUAAUCGAACAAUCAAAUGUAUGUGUUGUCUUACGAGUUGGGUGAUCAAUGUUCUGAUCAAAGUCUAUCAAAGGCUUGCUUGAGGGAGACUGCAGUUGUAUUUCAUCCUGCUAUAGCACUGUCAUUGAGGUAACACCCUGCUGUACUGUACAUUACACUGUCUCAAGCACUCAUUUCUGUCACAUUUCCUUUAAAACCCAGUCUUGAGCCUGGCAUCGCCCCAUUCUGAUCUCCAUGUUGAGAUCAUUCCUCUUGUUUUCUUUGGGCCUUUUCAUGUGCAUCACAUUUGAGCCAACCAAACUUUUGUUAGUGAGCAAAACACACAAACAAACAAAACAAAAAAAAAAAUCACACUGAAUGUACAUUAAUGUUUGAAAUUACUUAUUCUGGAGGAAUGGAUGUGUAAACUUGUCUUCUGGUUUCACAGUCUGGUUCCUUCUUGAUUGUAGACAGGUUAGACUACUACCAGGAAACCACAUGAAGGUUGUGUGGUACACCUGUAAUAAUAUGUCCACUAACAUGUGGGGGAACGUAGGUUCACCAUGGCCCUGUUAGGCAUUGCAUCCUGCACAGAGUAAUGCUGUAGGUUACCUUACUGUCAUGCUUUCACUGUUAUUUCUGUAUCUGCCUUCACCAUGAUGCUCUGACAGCCUUCACAAAAACUACUUUUUCUCAGCCCUUUCACAUUUUUGUGCUUCCACAUCUAAUCUCUCUCUCUCUCUUUUUGUUUUUGCUUUGCACUAUCAAAUUGCACCGGUACAUUUCUUUUUUUUUUUUUUGUUUCCUUUUUCAAAUUAUUUUGCAUUGUAUAUAAACAUGAUUGCUGUGAACAGUGUAUUAUAAAGUUGCACCCAUUUACAAAAUCUUAAAUGGGCAGUAGUUCAGUCAGUGUCUUUGAGUGUUGGAGUUUAAUGUCAAAUGUUUGUGUACACUAAACACAUUGUCAUAUAUUAAAUAAACAUGGAAAUUAUGCAA
Molecule: messenger RNA, 9129 nt
Organism: Scatophagus argus
Lineage: Eukaryota; Metazoa; Chordata; Actinopteri; Scatophagidae
Gene: kif1aa
Product: kinesin family member 1Aa
Exons: 51
Coding region: 435-6140 (1901 amino acids)
Biological process (GO): microtubule-based movement
Molecular function (GO): ATP binding; microtubule motor activity; microtubule binding
Source: RefSeq, a predicted model, not a curated record